Messenger RNA from Colletotrichum navitas, 762 nucleotides. RefSeq lists its product as uncharacterized. The record is from RefSeq and is a predicted model, not a curated record. NCBI's taxonomy places the organism in Eukaryota, Fungi, Ascomycota, Sordariomycetes, Glomerellales, Glomerellaceae. The transcript is spliced from 3 exons. The coding region runs from base 108 to 692 and encodes 194 amino acids.
AGACAACAACAAUAAAAAUAAGACGCAGGAAGAAGAGACAGCAUACACGAGAUCCACCACCGUAUCCCCUUGCUUGCACCAGAGACAAGAGAAAGAUCUCAAACGCCAUGGCCGACCGCACCUCACGACAGGCGCCACCGCCGGGCGCCCCGCGGCGGCAGGUCCGGAGGAACCUCUUCCAGGGCCUGACGAGGCGGCCGACGGGCCCCACGGGGGCGUCUGCGGCUGCGACAACGACGAGUUCCGGCGGUGCGGGGGGCAUCGUCUCCGCGGCGGUCGCGGCCGCGGGCAGCGGUAACGGCAUGGCGGUGGCCGCCGGGGGCGGCUCGUCGUCUGGGGCCUCGGCCGAGACGCUGCGCCUCGACGUCGACGUGCUAUCGGAUGGGGGUGGCGCGCCUGUGGAGAUUGUCGUGCGAGACGAGCACGGCGAGGUCGAGCUGGGCGAGCUGCCGACGCUGGUUUUUGAUGAGGCUGACGAGGCGGCGGCGACGGACGACCGGGAAGAGAGCAACAAAGAGCGCCAGAGGCUUGCGGAGGCGGUAAAGCAGCAUCAGGUUAACCACACUGCGAUUCGUGAGCAGCCCGAAGAGCUGCUGGAAGCUGUCAGGGUCAGUCUCCGGGCCAAGGUGGCGGCUCUUGCAGAAGACAACUGGAUGUACGAGGCCGAGCCGGAGCUGCCCCGUGCCUUCUGAACGCGAUGCGAAGCCCACUCAUAUCUACGAAACCUGGAGCCGCCGUCACUGCUACGACAUUUUGACUCCA